This is a messenger RNA of Diabrotica balteata, 1007 nucleotides long. The record is from the annotation of a GenBank genome assembly. NCBI's taxonomy places the organism in Eukaryota, Metazoa, Arthropoda, Insecta, Coleoptera, Chrysomelidae.
UACUAAAUAUAAAGUUUACAUAGCAAUCUGUUCAAAUUUUCAGCUGAUUUUGUCUUAUAUAUUUACCUUUUCUUAAAAUUACUGUUUAAGGUACUUUACCAGCUGGUUCCUAUGAGUAUCCUUUUACAUUCACGCUUCCACAAACUGGAAUCCCCAGUUCUGUUACAAAUACCUAUGGAUACAUUACAUACUACAUUAAAGCAAACGUAGAUAAAGCAUUUGCUUUUGAUUAUAUAGACACAGUGGGAUUACAUGUGAUUGCACCAAUAAACUUUAAUCAUAUUCGACAUGAGCUACAACUGAAUCCAGUGACAUAUCAAGAUGAAACAACCAUGUGCUGCAUGUGUUCUGGGAACGGCCUUAUUACAAUGAACUUGUUUUUGGAAAAGGAAGCGUAUGUAGCUGGUGAAAUAGCAAACAUUAAAGUGGCAGUGCAUAAUAUGUCUAAUCAAAAUAUUUCAGACGUAAUUUUAACUCUAAAACGGCAUAUAGAAUAUACAACUACCUUACCAAAUACUCAUCACAAGCAUGAAAGCGAUAUUAUAGCUCAUGCAUCAGAUACAGGAGUAGGUGCUCACGGCGAAAGAAUGUACAUGUUCAAUUUUGUGAUACCAGCUACCGCUGCGAUAUAUAAUUUUGCUGGAUGCAGUUUAUUUAAGCAAUGGUUUGUUUUAAAAGUUAAAGGAGUGAUAAAGGGAUUUCAUUCAAACUUGGAAAUUUCCGCUAAUUUAAAACUGGGUCAUAUCCCGUUUCUUGGAAAUCCUGUUGGUUUACCUUCUGCGCCAACUAUGCCUUAUUAUGCACCGGGUGCACUUUCACCAAUCCCGCUAUCUAACACCACAUCUAAUUCUCACCUUCCGUCAGAAAAUCCAAGAGCUCCACUAUAUUCUACAGGACCUUCAUCAACCAAUAAUUUUAAUGGCAGUCUGUAUGCAGAAAACGGUAAAACCUCAGAAGAUUCACCGCCUUCUUAUGAAGAAAGUAUAAAACCAUCAGCACCAAGUUAG